AUGGUCCAUUUGCUUUGGUUUGGGAGAGGUAAAAUGCCCACACACAAAGUUUCAUGUCACCCAACUGGCAGCAUGUUCUGAUCCCAAUUCCUUCAUGGAAAAAAUAAGUGACACUGAAUGUAGACUUAAACCAAAUCAUCCCUAUUAUGCCCAAGUUCAAGGACAAAUGGGUGUGUCAGGGGCCAAAUGGUGUGACUUUAUUGAUUAUACCAGAAAGGGUAUUUACAUAAUGAGAGGAUUGCUUUUGAUCCUGUCUUCCAGCAAAACCUCAGAACUGAGCUUCUAG
Messenger RNA from Porites evermanni, 286 nucleotides. The record is from the annotation of a GenBank genome assembly. NCBI's taxonomy places the organism in Eukaryota, Metazoa, Cnidaria, Anthozoa, Scleractinia, Poritidae.